AUUAUAAGUUUUAAAACGUUCUUCAAAAGAAGAACUGUUUCAUUUUAUGUUAUAAAUCAAAUAUUAAAAUGUUUUCAAAUUUACGGAUUAUUUUUAUUAUCCCCGAAGAAUACGAUAAUGAAACCCAAUGUUCGGAAAUAAUGCAAUCUGCGUUUCAAGCAUGUAAAGGAAAUUCUGUGAAUGUUGAAUGGAUUAGAGAUGAUAACAGUUUAACAGAAGCCGAACUACAAAAGACGGAAUUUAUUGUAUUUGAUAAAUUUGAAGGGAGUUGUUAUGAAAGAAUUAAAGACUCAAAAGCAACUAGAAUUGUUGGUGCAUAUUGUUUGUUAAUUUGUUUAAUCGAUGGGCGUCCAGUACCGAAUUUUUCUUGGCCGGUGUUUAAUAUGGCAAUGUCGGAUUGCGUUGUUUGCACCUCGCAUAUUACUAAAUCGAAACGAGAUUGUCUUAAAGAAAAAAUCCAAUUGAUGGGUGGUCAAUUUACUGAGGGAUUAUUUGAACCUAACACACAUUUAAUAACCGAUAAUGUUAAAACUGAAAAAUAUGUUAAAGCGGCAGAGCUUGGUUUAAAAAUAAUGUUACCUGAUUGGGUGGAUGUAGUUUGGGAAUUCUCUCAAACAGAAAACGUUCAUUGCAACGAUCAACGAUUUAAAACAUAUUUUUGCCCACCUUUUAAUAAUUUAAAAAUAACUACUACCGGUUUUACAAAUAUCGAGGAACGCGAGAAAUUAAAAACGAUAAUUACUGAGAAUGGAGGUACUUAUUCCGGACAAUUACAUUGUGAUACUACAGAUAUACUUAUUUGUAAUGGUCCAACAACUUCGGAUAAAUACAAAGUAGCUAGAAAAACUAAUAAAAUAAAAUGCGUUUCUCACGAUUGGUUAUUAGAUAGUGUAAGAAACGGUUAUGCACUUAAAGUGGAAGAAUAUACAAUUAAAAAACAGACUUCCACUCCAACUAAAAAUCGUGAAAACAUAAAUCCUAAUUUCUCAGUGAUGAGUGCAAUUAAUUCCAUAACACCUUACUCUAGUGUUUUACAAGAAACCGUAAACUUAUCUAUGUCAAAUUCAAAUUCAUCACUUUCUCAAACAAGAAAAAGAAGAAGUUCUACAUUAAAUGAUGUUAAUGAUAUCAUCGAUGGAAUUGAUAUCAAAUCAGUUAAACAAGCUGGAAGAUUUUUAGAUGGGUGUUGUGUUUUCAUAGCGGGGUUUUCACCGGAUCAACGCGAAAAAGUUUCGAGAAUUUUAAAUUUGGGAGGUGCGACAAGAUACGACCAAUUAUCGGAUCGAAUAACUCAUAUAAUUGUUGGUGAUCCCACAUUAAACGACGCCCGCGCUUUGUAUAAAGAACAUUCCGCCCCUGUUGUUAGUUUGGAGUGGUUGUGUGAAUGUAUUCGAACGCAAUCCGUGGUCCAUGAGGAUGAAUAUGUCGUUAAUUUACAAACGCGUGCAUCUCCUAAUGUUACUGAUUCACCAAUUUCACAAAAAGGUUUAAAGUUAUUAAGAUGUGGAUUAUCAAAAGAAAUUUCAAAUUCCGAUGAUAAAAAAGAGGAAACGAUUACUAACCCAACCGAUGAUUUUAAUGAUAUAAACAGCGAAAUUCUUCAGCAGUAUUUAAACCCAGCUUUAACAAAUCAGGAAGAUACAAUAGCUCAAUUCCUUCAAAACAAUGAUUUUAAUUCAAAACAAAUCGAUGAUAAAUCAUCCACUUUAAAAGAAUCGGAUAAAACUGAAUCAUCGAGGAAAGUUUUAAUCGCAGGAAAUCCAUCAAAUGUUUCAAUUUCGGAAACUGAAGAUGAUUUAACCGGACAACCAUCGUUUUUUAAUCGAAUCAAAGUUGUAGUUGCGUUGUUCGAUGAGGAUCAAAUGGGUAUGAUUCGAAAUUUUAUUGAAGAAAAAGGAGGUGAAACGAUAUCGAUUAAUAAUGAUGAUGAAUUGGCUCGUUUAAAUUUAGACAACGUCGAUUUUAUCGUUGUUCCCGCUUUUAUCCAUAAAAAUUUGAAAAAAAAUUAUAAAAAAAUUUGUGAUGUUGCCUCAACGGAUGUUAAAAUUGUUACGGAAUUUUUUAUAACCGAUUGUAAUCAAAAUUUGGAAAUUGUUUCAAUCGAGUAUUAUCAUAAACCGGUUAUUUUAAAAAAUAUAACCGAAGAUAAUUCCGAAAACGGACCCUUGCGCGGAAAAGUAGUUACAAUUUCAUCUUAUUCCGGCACGGAAAGAAGUUUCUUAGCGGAUUUAGUCGAUAGACUUGGUGCUGUUUAUCAAGAACAAUUAUGCAGAGUUAAUAGGAACGAAAUAUUACCUUCAACGCAUUUAAUUAACCCAAUUGCUGAGGGGAAAAAAUAUGAAGCCGCUGUUAAGUGGGGACUUCCCGUUAUUACAAAAGAUUGGCUUUUAGAUUGUUGUAAAAGUGGCAAAUUAAAAUGGGAAGGAAAUUAUUUAGUUGGAAGUUCUAAAGCGCCACCAAAACCAAUUGAAGUUGAAUCAGAAUCUGAUGUGUCAUCAGAAUCUGAAAAUGAAGCGAAUAAUGAUUCAAAAUUAGAAUUAAAAUCAUCUAAUAAAUUAAAAGAGAAUGUCGAUACUAAUAUACAAAAAAAUUUAAUUAAAAAAGAUGUAAUUAAUAAGAUUCGUGAAGAUUCGCCACAAGCUUGGAGUGAUAUUACUCCUCUUAAAGACAUCGUUAAACGAUUUGAGGGAAAUCUUAAAAUAAAUUUGUCCCCAUCAACUCCCGCACUGCCUAAAUUAUACAAUGAAGUUGACACCCCUGAAACACCAUAUGGAAAUUUUUUAAAAUCAAAUCCAUCUCCAAGACUACGUAAACAAUGUUUGCAAUGGAUCAAUUCACUUCCAUACGCUAAACCAAAACCUUUAAGUACCCCUUUUUCUGAACUAAAACGAAGAUUAUGGAAGAAAAUUUUACACGAAGGUGAUGAAACUCCCAAAAAAAUCCGCCAACCUAAUUUUGAAUCAUCCCCAGAAGAAACCACCGAUGAAAUUAAUUUUAGUAGUGUUUUAAAUAAAAAUGAAACUGAGGAAGACUCCAAUGAUACCCCGCGGAAAGCUUUAAUAAAUAGUAAUUUAGAUAAAUUGCAAAGAAAAAUAUCGAUGUCAACUAACCAAAAUAGUUUAAUCCGAAGAAAGUCGAAUUUUAAUCAAGAAUCUUGUAGUGAAUCGGUUACGGAAAUUAAAAUUUCUCAAGCGGGUAUUGUUGGUUGGGAGGAGUAUUCGCAAAAGGAAAAAAAACAGCAAGAACAGAUUCCCACGCCAGUUUUUAUACUAUCAACAAUCGAAAAUGAUUUAAGAAAUAUCCUAAUAAAACAAAUCGAAGAAUUAGGAGGAAAAGUGUCAACUUUAUCAUUUUACGAUCCCGAUGGAACGCAUCUUUUAGCACCGAAACUACAACGUACAGAAAAAAUGUUAUCGUGUAUGGCAGCUGGGAAAUGGAUUCUUCAUCCAUCCUAUAUUGAAGCGUGCACGAAAGAAAAUCGAUUUUUAAAUUGUGAAGCAUUCGAAUAUGGAAAUCCAUCGGCGAAUAAGGAUAUAACAGUACAAUUUGAUAAAGAUAAAAAGCUUUGGAUGGAACCUGUACAUUAUUGGAGAGUUGAAGUAGCUAAAAGGGGAUAUGGAGCUUUCCACGACAUGAGAGCAAUAAUUUUUACUGCCAAACGAGAUGCUAUUGUGAGGAUAAUCGAGGCUGGUGGUGGGAUGGUUGUAAAUGCUACACCACCGUUUGAAGAUAAUAUCUACGCAACUCAUUGUUUAAUUGAUCCGAAAAUAGUACACGAUUUUUCUUCUUUUAUUCCCCUUGCAAAACAAGGGAUAUUUUGUGUAAAUAUUACCUUUAUUUCCGAUUUUCUUUAUCGAAAUGUAAGAGAUGAUCGCGAUGCGUGUUUACCUGAGUUAGCGAAAUAUUAUCAAGAUUAAAAUAAAAGUUUAUUUAAUUCAGGUUUAUACAAAUGUCAUUAUAUUUAUUAUUCAA
Messenger RNA from Onthophagus taurus, 3972 nucleotides. Its product is annotated as DNA topoisomerase 2-binding protein 1-like. The record is from RefSeq and is a predicted model, not a curated record. Gene Ontology annotation, biological process: mitotic G2 DNA damage checkpoint signaling; mitotic DNA replication checkpoint signaling; DNA replication initiation. NCBI's taxonomy places the organism in Eukaryota, Metazoa, Arthropoda, Insecta, Coleoptera, Scarabaeidae.